AUGCAGGCUCUCCUCUUUCUGUUAGCGCUCCUCGCCCUCUCCGCCUCCUGUCCCCCGAACUGCCUAUACUGUCUUGAGCAGUCCUCCUGCUCGGCGUGCAAAAAAGGUUAUCUUCUCACCAUCAAUGCCACAUGCAUGCUCAGGAGCGUUCCCAACUGCCGAAUCCAGCUCAACGCCUCGUCCUGCUCAGUCUGCGAGCCUACCUUUCUGGUUAGUGGCGGAAAGUGCGUGAAGGAUACUUCAGGCUGUGUGGUUCGCAAUUCUGCAGGUGCUUGCCAGUAUUGCUGGUGCUCCAGGUGCCUCAACAAUUUCGCCCCAAACGCGCUGGGAAUAUGCAUCAGCUCCAAUUGCGCCACCUUCACAGAAGGAACUUGCGUGAAAUGCGACCCAGGAUUCACCCUAUCUCCAGCCAAUCUAUGCAUCAAACCUAUUACACCGGCCCCAGCUCAGCCAGUCACGCCCACAGCUCAGACAGCUCCAGCGCAAAAUAGUCAAAAUAACCCAAAUAGUCAAAUUACUCCAAAUAAUCCUCCUGCUCCAGCUACUCCAGCAUCUUCUUCAAGCUUGAUAAUAGGAUGCGAUUUAGCAAUUAAUGGCCUAUGCGUCCGAUGCGGUACUAACUUUUUCCCCAACAACAAGGGCGGUUGCAAGCGAGUCAUCAUCGGCUGCAUCACCUACGACGCAGCUGAGCUCAACUGUGUCCAGUGCAUCCCCAUCUACACGCAAACCUCAGACGGAGGAUGCCUCUACCAGCCGACGCCACCCCCCAAUCCCGCUCCUGCUCCUCAGCAGACUGUUUCUCCACAGACAAAUAGUCCAAAGUCAGCAUCCUCUUCCCCUGCUCCAGUUGCUCCUGUAGCUCCUCCUGUGCCUACUCCUGCGCCAGUUCCCAUUUCGACUAUCGAUCAAAACUGUCUGGUGAGGAACAAUGGCUCUUGCGCAAUCUGCAAGGUGAGGUUCGUGCUUAACCUCUACAACUUUUCCUGCCAGCCGGUUCCCAAGGAGUGUCUCACAUACAACUCUGCCACUGGAGACUGUCUUUCCUGCGCGCAGGGCUUUAAUCUCUUCCAGAUCUGGUGCCUUGGUCGCUUCAACCAGACUGAUCCCAACUGCAUCAUCAAGGACAUCAACAACUAUUGCACCACCUGCCAGCAGCAGUUCUACCAGAGCCAGGGCCGCUGCUUUCCCCUAAACACGCAGUGCAAAACGGCUAAUAUCAUAGGAGGAGACUGUCUUUCUUGUUACUCUGGCUACAUAGUGAUCGACGGAGCGUGCGUGCUGCUGAGCCAGCAACCAAGCUGUCUCCAGUACGAUUUCCAGUCUAAUUGCGUAAGAUGCGCACAAAGAUACUUCCUGCAGUCGCUUAUCUGCGUGCCAGUUAGUCCGCUCUGCAACAACUACAACGCACAAACCGGCGUCUGUAUCGACUGCGUGGCAGGCUAUGGCAUUUCGAGCGUGACCAACAACUGUGAGACGGUGCGUGCGCCUGUGCCCAACUGCCAGACUGCAGAUCCUGUCGGAAAUUGUCUUUCCUGUCUCAACAGAUUCUACUUCAACACCUCCAACGCCUGCCUGCCAGUGAAUCCGCUCUGCUCGAAGUAUGUGGCGGUGGGAGGGAAGUGUCUCGCCUGCUUCACCGGACACAACUUGCUGUCUGACAGCUCAUGCGUGAGGACCAAUCUGGCUACUGGGUGCAACGCUGCCAAUGCAAAUGGCUUGUGCUCAGCCUGUUCUGGACAGUAUGUGCUGACUGCUUCUGGGAGCUGCUUGUGGCGGGAUACCAACUGCCUGGGAUACGACGAUAGUGGCAACUGCAACAGGGAUGCACUUCUGGUUACUACAUUUCUGCGGGAAACUGUCUGCUUGCUGACCAACUGUGCCGAACUUUCGAUACCUCCAAUGGGAAUUGUCUCACCUGCUAUAGUGGAUAUCGUUUGUACCAAAAUAAGUGUUUCCUCGAUAAUCCCAUUUUCAACUGUAAACAAUUCAGCGGAUCCAACUGCGUCGUCUGCUAGGCUGGAUACUCUGUAA
Nymphaea colorata (pocket water lily) is the source of this 2031-nucleotide messenger RNA. RefSeq lists its product as uncharacterized. NCBI's taxonomy places the organism in Eukaryota, Viridiplantae, Streptophyta, Magnoliopsida, Nymphaeales, Nymphaeaceae. The coding region runs from base 1 to 2031 and encodes 676 amino acids. The transcript has 3 exons. The record is from RefSeq and is a predicted model, not a curated record.